CCCCUCCGCCAUCAUGUUCGCUGCCCGCAGACUCGCCGCCAACACCCCCUCCGCCGCCGCGCGCCUCUACUCUACCGCGCCCCCAGUAAAGCCAUCUGUCAAGCUCAUCGCCGAGCUCCGCAAGGUCACCGACGGCGUCUCUCUCACCAAGGCCCGUGAGGCGCUCGCUGCCAGCAAUAACGACCUCCAGGCCGCGCUCAAAUGGCUCGACACCGACCGCGCGGCGACGGGGGCAGCCAGGGUGGCGAAGCUCGCUGAUCGCCAUGCGGGUGAAGGUCUUGUUGGUGUGCAGGUGCUCUCGCCGGGAGCCCGUCCAGGCGCCGCGGGCGCGGUGCGUGCGGCGAUGGUCGAGCUGAACUGCGAGACGGACUUCGUCGCGCGGAACGAGCUCUUCGGGAAGCUUCUCGCCGACAUUGCGCACACCGCCGCAUUCCUUGCUGAGCCCGCGCAGGGCUCGCGGCUCAUUCAAUCGGUCUCGUGCGACCUGCUGAACGAGGCCCCGCUGCUCGACCACCUCAACCCCCAAGCAUCGUCCGCGUCGCACGCUACCGUCGCCAGCGCCGUGCGCGACCUCGUCACGAAGGUCGGAGAGAAGAUCACCUUGCGGCGCGCGGCCGCCGUCGCGCGCGACCCGUUCCCCGCGCAGCAGCGCCACCUCGGCCUGCGCGUGUUCCCGUUCCUCCACGGGUCUGUGGCGCUCCCGACGAACGGCACCAAGGGCACGCUCGCGCUGCUUGCGCUCAAGUCGCCGCAGCUGCCCGAGCUGGUCACGUCGGAGGAGUUCCAGAAGAGGCUCGCGGCGCUGCAGCGCUCGCUCGGCCGCACGAUCGUUGGCUUCCCGACGAGGGGGGUCCGCGCGCUGAACGGCGAGCGAGACCCGGAUGCGUUGUACUCGCAGCCGACGGACAUGUUCAUGGACAAGCAGGGGAGCAACAUCGAGGAGGAGCUGCGGUUCUGGGCGCAGAAGCAUGGGUUGGCUGGUAAGGGGGCGGAAGAUGGCGGGAUCGAGGUGCUGGAGUUUGAGAAGUGGUCCGUUGGGGAGGUGUUGGAGGGCAACUAGACCGUUCGAUCACACCGGUAUGUUCUGGUUACCGACACAUUGAGCCCCUCCGUUCAGAAGGCGUUCACCCUUUUCGACACGACGACCUCUAGAUGCAUCUACAUAUAUCACUCAAGUAUAAUCCGCCAUGUAUAAUACCUGCCCAUCACCAUCUCACAACUCAGUAUGUAAUACCUCACG
Trametes versicolor FP-101664 SS1 is the source of this 1240-nucleotide messenger RNA. RefSeq lists its product as uncharacterized. Gene Ontology annotation, molecular function: translation elongation factor activity; protein binding. NCBI's taxonomy places the organism in Eukaryota, Fungi, Basidiomycota, Agaricomycetes, Polyporales, Polyporaceae. Bases 14 to 1060 code for a protein of 348 amino acids. Gene Ontology annotation, cellular component: mitochondrial matrix. The transcript has a single exon. Gene Ontology annotation, biological process: mitochondrial translational elongation. The record is from RefSeq and is a predicted model, not a curated record.